ACCCACAGCAGCCAGCUAGGGCCCAAGCCGCUAGCCUCUCCUGUCUGGCUCAACACUGGUUGCUGGCCAGGGGUCCUACCAUACACCAGGUAGCAGAGCACGUCGUGGUUGACCGCCUCCUACGUGCCCUUACCCACCCACUAUGUCAGGCCGCCGGGCGGAGGCCACCUAGCACCGGGAGAUAGGGGAGAGAGCGCCGCCGUUUUACCGAAGGGUGGUCCAGGAGUGGCGCACACCGGAGGGCACCCAGCAUCCGGUAAGCAGGCCGGCGGUUCCCGGCCCACAGGAUGAGCCCAUGCCCAUGGAAGCUCCCCGCUCCCCAGGAUGACCUUGGCUGGCGGGUGUGCCGUGCACACCAAAAAUGCACCACGGGCUGAAGUGAAGUUAAACGGACGGCCAUUCCUCGCCCGUCUGGACUCCAGCAGCGCAGUCAGCCUUGUCAGGACCUCCAUACUACCUCCGCGGGCCGACGCCAAGACCAAGCUCCCCAUAACCUGUGUGCACGGCGACACCAGGGAGGUGCCUGCGCAGCAAGUCACCAUCACUGCACCGGUCGGCGAUUGGCGGAUAGACGUUGGGCUUGUCCGAGACUUUCCCGUCCUCUUUGAGCGGAUUGGGAUGGAUUUGGUCGGGCCGCUGCUGAAGUCCACCUGGGGGCACGAACACAUCCUGGUCAUCGUGGACUACGCUACCUGGUACCGAGGCUAUCCCCCUCCGGAAGGCAACAACCAAGGCCAUAGCCCAGGAGCUCCAGGUCGGCAUCCCAUCACAGAUCCUAACUGACCGGGGUACCCCCUUCAUGUCCUGGAUGAUGGCGUAUGUCUGCAAGUUAUUGAAGGUACAACAGCUCAGCACCACGGUGUACCACUCACAGACCGACGGGAUCGGCGAGUGUUUUAAGCAAGAUACUGCGCCGAGUGGCAGCCGAAGACAAAAGGGACUGGGAACAGAUGCUCCCCUAUGUGCUCUUCGGCAUUCCGGAAAUCCCUCAGGCCUCCACUGGCUUCACCCCCUUUGAACUGCUCUUCGGCCGACAGCCCCACGGACUGCUCGACGUGGCCCGAGAGGCCUUGGAACAACAACCGGCGGUACACCGAACCACCAUUGAGCAUGUGCGUGAGAUGAGGGAAUGGAUUGAUAGAGUGAUGCCCAUUGUCCGGGAACAUAUGGUGAGAGCACAACCAGGGGAGUUCCAGCGGGGAGACCACGUCCUGGUCCUUGUGCCCACAGCUGCCUGCAAGUUCCUGGCUACCUGGCAAGGCCCUUAUACAGUCACGGAAAAAGUCAGCCCUGUUACGUACCGUGUGCGGCAGCCCGGUAGAAGAAGAGAUGAUCAGCUAUAUCACAUUAAUCUGCUGAAGCACUGGGUCGGGACCAUGCCCCAGCUCUCCGCCUGUUCCAGCUCCACUUCCGUGGUUGUCGAUAUGGAUCCCCAACUUUCCGCCGCCCAGAAUUAGGAGCUGCAACACCUGGUCAGUCAGUUUCCGGAUGUGUUCUCCCCCCAACCUGGGUGGACCCACGUACUGGAGCACGAUGUCCACACUCCACAGGGGACCAUCGUCCUGCAGCAGCCCUACCGUGUCCCGGAGGCUCGACACGCCAUCGAGGAGGAGGUACAGAAGAUGCUGAGGUUAGGGGUGAUCGAAUCAUCGCGCAGCAUGUGGUCCACGUCUGACACUUUUUGAGGUUCCUCGAAACAUUUCCAUUGUGCUCGAGCUCGAGGCCGUGGGGAAGCAGAUUCGCGACCUGGAACAGAAGCAGGCCCAGCUGAGAGAGCGGAGAGCCGCGCUGGAAUCAUCCCGGGCUGACGCUCACAAGUCCGGGGUAAGUAUACAGCGUACUGUUAACAGUCCCACCACGUCUACUCCGUGUGUUUCUCUGCGCAGGCCCGGUGCACCCAGGACGCGAUCUUCCCAGAUGUCCUUCACUGCGACGCCGGGACACCACGGACCCUGGGUGCAUCCACAGCGGAGGACGCGAGCUGGGUCCCGGGCGACUACUUCUCCCCCUCCUGCCUUCGAGAUCUCCAUCCAGAACCGCUUCGCUCCCCUCCGCGAGACAGGACGCGACGCUGUGAUCAUCGGAGACUCCAUCGUCCGACACGUAAGUGCUACGUUAGCCGAAGGUAAAGUGCACACUCAUUGUUUGCCUGGUGCUCGUGUUCUCGAUGUUUCUGCGCAGAUACCCGCGAUCCUGAAGGACGGCGAGAGCCCCAGAGCGGUCGUGCUUCACGCCGGAGUUAACGACACCACGCUGCGGCAGACGGAGACGCUGAAGAGGGACUUCAGGAGCCUGAUCGAGACGGUUCGCAGCACGACGCCCGCGGCGACGAUCGUCGUGUCAGGACCACUGCCCACGUAUCGACGAGGACACGAAAGGUUCAGUAGACUUUUUGCUUUAAAUGAAUGGUUGUUGUCAUGGUGUAAAGAACAGAAACUGCUAUUUGUUAAUAACUGGAAUCUUUUCUGGGAGCGUCCUAGACUGUUUCGCGCUGAUGGAUUACACCCCAGCAGAAUUGGAGCGGAGCUUCUCUCUGACAGCAUCUCCAGGACACUUCGCUCCAUGUGACUAUAUGGCCAGGAGACGAAAAGGUCGAAGAGACGAGACUGAAAUGAGUUUUCUUAUGAACAAUGAUGCAUUGACAGAUGAAGCUGGCUGCUCCAGAGGAUCCAAUGAUCAGCUGAGGUUUAUGGUGCUUGGAGGUGAUGAUGCUCUUAUGGAUAAAGCAUGUGCCACAAUCCUGGGAGAAAAAGAGAACAGGGAUGCAUUUAAAUUUGGAAUAUUGAAGCCUAAAACAGCUCAUGUUUUUGGACGAGAGGUUUCAGUAUUUAAAACUCCAUCACAUUGGCUGGAACACUUGAAAUCAAACCACAUUCUCAACAAUGGAUUCAAAACUCUGAAAAAUGAACUGCAGUACUUUGAAUUGCUGUUGUUUCCAGGACCUCACGCCUUUCUGUUAGUACAUAGAGAUGUGAAAAACUCUGGUAGAGAGUAUUAUCUUUUAAAAGCUCUCAGUGAUGUGUUUGGCGAGGAGGUCUUGGACUACUGCAUGGUAAUAUUCAUAGAUGAGGCUAGGAACAAUGAUCCAAAAAAGAACACCUGUCUGAAGAUGUGUGGAGGCAGACACCAUAUCUUACAGAACACUGACGAAAGUGUUAAUAAGUUAUUUAAAAAACAAGAGGCAAUGACACAGUGGAAAAGCAGCAAUUUUUUCACAAAUAAUUCGGAUUUUUUCAGAAAAACUGAAAAGUAUUUUGAAGCAGAGUAUAAGAAAAAGGAGAACAAACUGAGGAUAGAAUUGGCAGAAAAUAAACAAAUAGUUGAAAAUCAGAAGAAGGAAAUUGAUGAUAUGAAAGAACUAGAUGCAAAGAAAGAUGCAAGAAUCACAGAUGAGGAAAAUAAACUGGCUGAGUCAAAAGACAGAGAAAAAAAGCUACAGAGUGAGUUGGAUGCCCUCAAAAGCAGUGAAAACCAGAAGGAGGAGAAGCUAAAACAAGAGAUGAUCAUUCUCGAAGACACCGAAAAACAGCUACGCAGCGAGUUGGAUGCUCUCAAAGGCAGUGAAAACCAGAAGGAGGAGAAAUUACAGAAGCUUAAACAAGAGCUGACCAUUUACACACAAAAAAACAAUGAGUUGAGCAGUGAGUUGGCUGCUCUCAAAAGUAGUGAAAACCAGAAGGAGGAGAUCUUACAAAAGCUAAAACAAGAGCUGACCAUUUACACACAAAAAAACAAUGAGUUGAGCAGUGAGUUGGCUGCUCUCAAAAGCAGUGAAAACCAGAAGGAGGAGAUCUUACAAAAGCUAAAACAAGAGCUGACCAUUUACACACACAAAAACAAUGAGUUGAGCAGUGAGUUGGAUGCUCUCAAAAGCAUUGAAUCCCAGAUGAAGGAGAUGCUAAAACAAGAGAUGAUCAGUCACAAAGACCAAGAAAAACAGCUACACAGUGAUUUGGCUGCUCUCAAAAGCAGUGAAAACCAGAAGGAGGAGAUCUUACAAAAGCUAAAACAAGAGCUGACCAUUUACACACAAAAAAACAAUGAGUUGAGCAGUGAGUUGGAUGCUCUCAAAAGCAUUGAAUCCCAGAUGAAGGAGAAGCUAAAACAAGAGAUGAUCAUUUACAAAGACAGAGAGAGACACUUAAAAGAUGACAAAAUUAAACUUGAGAGAGACAAAGAGAAACUUCAGAGAGAAGUGGAACAGCUCAAGCAAAAUAAAAAACAGUAAUCUGACUGCAGCAAAAGUUGAAGAAACAUUUCUACCUUUCAAAUUAUAAUCAGAAUGCAAUAUGAUCCAGAGAGAGGAAAAAGUACAAGUCAAAGAAAAAUGAGCUGCUUGAGAAAGAGAGAGAACUGGAUAGAGGUAUAGAGGAAUUGUAUAAAAGAGAGAGAAAUCUGGAUGAACGACAGAAGCAGCUGGAGAUCAGAGAGAGAGAGAGACGUGAAACAGAGAAAUCCUGGAUCUAGUGAACAACACUGAAGGACUGGAAUCCUGGAUUCAUCACAACCUUCAUAAAAUAUGUCAAUUAUCCUUUUCUGUGAUUAUUGAUGAAGUUAUUAAUCAGUAUUUGGCAUCAUAGAUUGUUAGUCCAUUUAAUACAAUUAUUAUUUACCAUACACCAGUGAGCAAACAUAGAAAAUAAAUGUGUAUAAAUAACUUACUCUCCCUUAGUGAGAAUCUGGAAUGUGUAACUAGUUUUUUUUUUAUAUUCUCUCAGUGUCACUGUGACUGCUCAAGUUUGGCUGUUCAGGUUAUGGAGGUCAUUGGGACCUCUCAUCUACAUUACAGCAUGUGAUCAGAACAUAUAUGAUAUUUCUGUAUGUCAGAGAAUAACUUUAAAUAGUUUCAGUGAAAUUCUCCCCUCUUCUCUGAGAAACUGUACUCAUUGUCUGUGUGUGUAAAACUAAACACCUGAUAAGAUUCAGGGAGGAAUCAGCCAUCCUUGAACUAGUUUUUUGUGCAUGUAUGUGUUAGUAUCUGUCUGCGCACGGCACCCGAGAAGUAAGCAUUCAUAUGGAGGUCUGUCAUCAGCUGAAUGACCCGUUACAUCUGAUCCCUGAUCGACUGUCACCUAAAUAAUCACCAGGAGAUCUGUUUUGAACCAGACAUCCUUGUGUGGAGAUUUUAUAAGUUUAUCUAUAUUUUAGCCAAUCAGAAUUCUUCAUGUCUAUGCGUUGACGUAAUUAGCAUCCUCUGUUAGAGUACAAUCGGUGGUGUCUUGAGCAAGUACACCGAGCGGCCUACAAACUCCUUGAGAGUACUGAAGCUGAUUUCUGCUGAUGAAACUGCAAACUAUUUUCUUCAGUAAAUUUUUCUUCAAUUGACUUCA
Messenger RNA from Carassius gibelio (silver crucian carp), 5330 nucleotides. Its product is annotated as forkhead-associated domain-containing protein 1-like. The transcript has 6 exons. The record is from RefSeq and is a predicted model, not a curated record. Gene Ontology annotation, molecular function: GTP binding. Lineage: Eukaryota; Metazoa; Chordata; Actinopteri; Cypriniformes; Cyprinidae. Bases 2402 to 4228 code for a protein of 608 amino acids.